GGGCCGGCGCGGAGCCGCCGCAGCUGAGGACCGGCAGCCGCCUCAGGCAGCGCUCGGCCUGCGGGAGGGCGCGCCGGCUCCGGCCUCGGGAAGGGUCUGGGCCGCCGGGACAUGGUGCGGGCCGCGCCGCGCCGCAGCUGAGCUCGCGGGCCUCGUAGGCUCGGACGCGCCGCGGGAAGAUGUUCUCCGCCCUCAAGAAGCUCGUGGGGUCGGAGCAGGCCCCGGGCCGGGACAAGCACAUCCCCGCCGGGCUGCAGUCCAUGAACCAGGCGCUGCAGAGGCGCUUCGCCAAGGGGGUGCAGUACAACAUGAAAAUCGUGAUCCGGGGAGACAGGAACACGGGCAAGACGGCGCUGUGGCACCGGCUGCAGGGCAGGCCGGACUCUGGGCUCUCGCACCUGACGCGUCUUCCUCUCUUUGCCCCAGUGAAAAUCGUGAUCCGGGGAGACAGGAACACGGGCAAGACGGCGCUGUGGCACCGGCUGCAGGGCCGGCCGUUCGUGGAGGAGUACAUCCCCACGCAGGAGAUCCAAGUCACCAGCAUCCACUGGAGCUACAAGACCACUGACGACAUCGUGAAAGUGGAAGUCUGGGAUGUGGUCGACAAAGGAAAAUGCAAAAAACGAGGAGAUGGCUUGAAGGUGGAGAACGACCCCCAGGAGGCGGAGUCAGAAAUGGCCCUGGACGCCGAGUUCCUGGACGUGUACAAGAACUGCAACGGAGUGGUCAUGAUGUUCGACAUCACCAAGCAGUGGACCUUCAACUACAUCCUGCGGGAGCUUCCCAAGGUGCCGACCCACGUGCCGGUGUGCGUGCUGGGGAACUACCGCGACAUGGGCGAGCACCGGGUCAUCCUGCCCAGUGACGUGCGCGACUUCAUCGACCACCUGGACAGGCCCCCAGGCUCCUCCUACUUCCGCUACGCCGAGUCUUCCAUGAAGAACAGCUUUGGCCUCAAGUACCUGCACAAGUUCUUCAACAUCCCGUUCCUGCAGCUCCAGAGGGAGACGCUCCUGAGGCAGCUGGAGACCAACCAGCUGGACACGGACGCCACGCUGGAGGAGCUGUCGGUGCAGCAGGAGACGGAGGACCAGAACUACGGCAUCUUCCUGGAGAUGACGGAGGCCCGGCGCCGUGGCCACACAUCCCCGGUAGCAGCCAACGGGCAGAGCCCACCCCUGGGUUCCCAGUCGCCGGCCGUGCCCCCGAGCACUGCGUCUCUGGGAAGCUCUGGCUCCGGCGUACCCCAGCUCCCCCUCAGCGCCCCUGCAGCCUGCCCCCAACAGCCAUCCUCCACACCCCCCACCCCCCUCCCCGAGGCCCCCGCCCCUGCCCCGAGGCGCAGCAUCAUCUCCCGGCUGUUUGGGACCUCGCCAGCUCCAGACACGGCCCCUCCACCUCCAGAGCCGGCCCCAGCUGCAGCGGCCCCCGCGAGCGUCCAGAAGGUGGAGGACUUCGUCCCCGAGGACAGCCUUGACCACAGCUUCCUGGAAGACACAGCCCCCCAGAAAGAGGAGAAGUCCGGAGCCCCACAGCCAGACAGCGACAGUGAUGGCGAGGCAGGGGGCGGGAACCCGAUGGUUGCAGGUUUCCAGGACGACGUGGACCUAGAAGAUCAGCCGCCCGGUGGGGCCCUGCCGUCCUCGGGCCCUGUCCCCAGUAAGAACAUCAGUCUCUCGAGCGAGGAAGAAGCAGAGGAGGUGGCCUGUCCCCCCAGGCCCACUGCCCUGGCUCCCCAGCAGUGCCCAGAGCCAGAGACCAAACGGUUCCACACCAAGGCCUCCGGGCCACAGGGCGGACCAGCCCCGCCGAGAGACACCGCGCCCCGCUGGCCAGCCAGCCAGGGUCCCAAGAACCUGGGCGACACGGGGCGCCCUGCCGAGGGCUCCCAGGGGAAGGCACAGGCGUCGUCCUCGGAGAGUGACCCCGAGGGGCCCAUUGCCGCCCAGAUGCUGUCCUUCGUCAUGGACGAUCCCGACUUCGAGAGCGGCGAGUCCGACACGCAGAGGAGGGUGGCCGAGUUCCCGGUGCGAGAAGACCCCUCCGAUGUGACCGACGAGGAUGCCGGCCCCGCCCAGCCCCCGCCGCCCCCGCCGCCCCCCAUCUCCGCCUUCAGGGUGAAGAGUGGCACAGAUCUCUUCGGGCUGGGGCCGGAAGAGCCGGGGGCUAAGGAGAGCAGCGACGAAGGGAAGGCGGGCAAAGCUCCCUCCACGGAGAAGAGGAGGAAGAAGAGGAGCAAGGAGGAGGAAGACAAGGCCGGCAAGAAGAGCCGGGCCAAGGGCAGGGAGGAGCGGCGGAGGAAGAAGAAGGAGAGGAAGGCCGCGGGCGAGCUGGAGGCCUUCCUGGGGGGCGGGGCCCCCAGCAGCCGCCACCCUGGGGGCGGGGACUAUGAGGAGCUCUAGGCCCCCCGGAGGAGGGGGCGCGCUCCUGCCGCCGACUGGGGAGUUCGCUGCUGCAUGGCCCGGGACCCCGCCGCCGCCUCGCCCCCACCCGCUCUGUGCUUGCUUCGGCGAAGAGGCUGGGGCCAGGCUGCAGGCUGGGCCUCCGUGGAGGGGGCGGAGCCCGGCCACUCCCGCGUUUCUCAGGGAUGACGGAGGAGGGAGUGUUUACAGGGGCAGGCGUGGGGGUGCCCACGAGGCUCGGGCGGGGGCAGCCCCUCCGCGUGGACCACGGCCCCGGCACAGGCGUGCAGGCCCACAAGGGCACCGCAGCACCGGGGCCGCGCCCCAGGCAGGAGCGGAGGCCCCUCCACACUUUGCUCGGACCAUAAAGCUCUCCUGUCUCACCGCUGCGUGCGUGCGUGU
Molecule: messenger RNA, 2804 nt
Organism: Lepus europaeus (European hare)
Lineage: Eukaryota; Metazoa; Chordata; Mammalia; Lagomorpha; Leporidae
Gene: RABL6
Product: RAB, member RAS oncogene family like 6
Exons: 15
Coding region: 180-2402 (740 amino acids)
Cellular component (GO): nucleus; cytosol
Molecular function (GO): GTP binding
Source: RefSeq, a predicted model, not a curated record